Messenger RNA from Pieris macdunnoughi, 1827 nucleotides. The record is from the annotation of a GenBank genome assembly. NCBI's taxonomy places the organism in Eukaryota, Metazoa, Arthropoda, Insecta, Lepidoptera, Pieridae.
AUGUCGACGUGUGAUAGUCAGAGGGCUGAGGCCUCGAGGGAUAACGUUUCUCAAAAUUCUGUAGAUGAGGGUUUACCGCGAGAGCUUAGCCAACUUAGCCUUUCGAGCGGCUCCAGUCCAGAUGAAUUUCACUGCAACAAAGGGCAUUCCGAAGCAACAUUAAAGAACAUUUUUGGAUAUUACCAAUCACAAAAACUCUGCGAUGUAGUCCUUAUUGCGGGUACUUGCAGAAUUCCCGUCCAUAAGUUGGUGCUAGUAUCCUGUAGUGAAUAUUUUGCUGCAAUGUUCAUGGGUUCACUACAAGAAUCAAAAUCAUCAGAAAUAACAUUAGAAAGAGUAGACCCUCAGGCUUUAAAAACCUUAGUGAAUUACUGUUAUACAGGUAUCAUAGAAUUAAGUGAAGAUACUGUAGAAGUCAUAUUAUCAACAGCCACACUUUUACAAUUGAAUGUAGCAGCAAAAGCUUGUUGUGAUUUCUUAGAGAAACAACUUGACCCGUGUAAUAGUUUAGGUAUUGCGUUAUUUGCGGAGCAACAGUCAUGUCUUAGUCUACACAAAACUGCUAUGCAAUAUACAUAUCAACAUUUUAUGCAGGUGGUAAAAAAUGAUGAGUUCCUACGCCUGAGUGAAGAGCAGCUGUCAAGUUUAUUGAAUUCAGAUGAUCUCAACGUAGUAACUGAAGAGAAUGUCUUUGAGAGCUUGAUGUUGUGGGUACAACAUGACGUCGCAGAUAGACAGAAGUAUCUCCCCAAUUUACUCAAAUUUGUGAAACUGCCACUAUUAUCAUCAGAGUAUUUGAUAGACAAAGUAGAGUUUUCUUGUGGUAAUGUGGCGGGAUGUCAGCCAUUGAUAAUGGAGGCUGUCAAAUGGCACUUGUUGCCUGAGAGGAGAUCUCUGCUCUUCUCUCACAGGACUCGGCCACGAACUUCCACUAUUGGAAGGUUAUUAGCUAUUGGUGGAAUGGAUGGUUACAAGGGUGCAAGUAACAUGGAGAUGUAUGACCCGCGCACAAACACAUGGAGUCCCUAUAUGCGAAUGGGUGCGAGACGGCUUCAGUUCGGUGUUGCCGUGCUUCAAAAUAAAUUGGUUGUGGUUGGCGGACGGGAUGGACUUAAAACGCUCAACACGGUGGAAUGCUUCGACCUGACUUCUUUGAGUUGGAGUACUCUAGCUCCCAUGAACACGCACAGACAUGGGUUAGGCGUGACCGUAUUAGGUGAAGGGCCAAAUUCGCCCAUUUACGCUGUGGGAGGACACGACGGCUGGAUAUACCUCAAUUCUGUUGAGAGAUGGGACGCGUGCUCUCGCUCAUGGACGAUAGUCGCGAACAUGUCCGGCGCUCGCAGUACGUGCGGUGUUGCCGCUUUACGCGGUCGUCUCUACGCGGUGGGUGGUCGCGAUAGCGGGGCUUGUCUCCGCUCAGUCGAGUGUUACCAUCCCGCUACUAACCAUUGGACGGCCUGCGCUCCCAUGAAUCGACGCAGGGGAGGUGUCAGUGUAUGUGCCGCCGAUGGCUACCUAUACGCUUUAGGGGGCCACGAAGCCCCCGCAAACGCCACUGGGGGCCGCCUCGCGUGUGUCGAGAGGUACGACCCCAUCGCCGACAAUUGGGUGCUACUCGCAAGGUUGUCGUACGGUCGGGACGCGAUCGGGUCGUGUCUUUUGGGCGAUCGAAUCAUAGCUGUCGGUGGAUACGACGGUGUAAAAUACCUAUGUGUAGUGGAAGUAUACGACUCUGAGUCCAACUGUUGGCGCAAGUUAGCUCCACUAACGACAGGCCGCGCAGGCGCAGCUGUCGUCGCGAUACCUCCGCCGAGGUUGUGCUGA